AUGAGGACAUUGGUAUUGUUACUUGUGGCUUUAAUAGCCGUCGCUCAAGCCGUGUCAAUUUAUGAUUCUGCAGCUCGGGAAUGGAAUACUUUUAAGGCCGAACAUGGAAAGAGCUACACGAAUGAAAUCGAAGAAGAAUUGCGAUUGAAAAUCUUCAUGGAAAAUAAGCAAAAAAUUGCUGAGCACAACGCAAUGUUCGAGCAAGGAUUAGUCACCUACAAACUAGGAUUUAACGAAUACUCCGACAUGACACAUCAUGAAUUCGUGCGCACAAUGAACGGCUUCAACAAGUCGAGAUCAGGAAUACCUGACAGUUCCAAAAAGAUGAAAGCAGCGCGAUUCGCGUCGCCAGCACACGUGCAACUGCCUGCGAGUGUAGACUGGAGAAAGAAAGGUGCCGUCACCGAUGUCAAGAAUCAAGGGUCCUGCGGUUCAUGUUGGGCAUUCUCAGCAACGGGUGCACUAGAAGGACAAAACUUUCGCCAGACCGGCAAAUUAGUAUCCUUGAGCGAGCAAAAUCUUCUCGACUGCUCUGAUGAUUACGGUAACGACGGUUGCUCCGGUGGUCUCGUGGACAGUUCCUUCAACUACAUCAAGGACAAUAAAGGUAUCGAUACCGAGAAGACAUACCCAUACAAAGCACGUCAAGGCCAGUGCCAUUAUGACCCACACAACAGGGGCGCCGAGGAUGUUGGUUACGUGCACAUUCGCUCUGGGGACGAACAACAGCUCACGGAAGCUGUUGCCACUAUUGGCCCGAUUGCCGUCGCUAUGGAUGCAUCACACUUUAGCUUCCAAAACUACAGAUCUGGGAUCUAUUACGAGCCAAAAUGCAAAAACCAAAACGAUUACCUUGAUCAUGCGGUCCUCAUAGUUGGCUAUGGUACCACUGAAAACGGAAUAAAUUACUGGCUGGUAAAGAACAGUUGGGGACAUAGUUGGGGAGAGAAUGGUUACUUUAAGAUACCGCGUAACAAGAAUAACCAUUGCGGUAUCGCUACUGAUGCCCUUUAUCCUCUUGUUUAG
Messenger RNA from Phymastichus coffea, 1026 nucleotides. Its product is annotated as cathepsin L-like. Gene Ontology annotation, molecular function: cysteine-type endopeptidase activity. The record is from RefSeq and is a predicted model, not a curated record. Gene Ontology annotation, biological process: immune response. Gene Ontology annotation, cellular component: lysosome. Bases 1 to 1026 code for a protein of 341 amino acids. The transcript has 5 exons. NCBI's taxonomy places the organism in Eukaryota, Metazoa, Arthropoda, Insecta, Hymenoptera, Eulophidae.